AUGAAAGCUCAAAUUUCGCUUUCUACUUCGAUCUUGAAAGGAUAAGAAGCUAGUCGGUCUUGGUUUUCUAGAAAGCUUUAUAUGGAAUAGAGAGAUUUUAUUGAAGAAUGUACCGCUGAGACGCGAUGACAAGUAUUGUCAUUGAACUGGUCACGAGGUUUAUUGGCUAAACAUAAACACUGUAUUACAGAUUCAAGAUUACCAGUUAAGACUUAAGCUAAGAGACUGAACAAAUGGAUCUAAACGGCAGCAACAACAACGCACAACAAUGUCUACUAGUCAAUGCAAGGAGAGAAUCAGAUGUUGAACACAGCGGUGAUCACCAGUUCUCGACUUUGGCAGAUCAACUUGGGAUUGAGGAAGUCGAUGCGAUUCAUAAUUUCUCAAAUAGUCGUAGUUCUGGAAGUGCAUCAAUUAGAAAUAAGUAUGAUCCACCAACCGUUGUUUUGACUCAGGAGCAAGUAGAAACGCUGAUCGGAACGUUACAAGAAACUGGGAAUGCCUUAAAACAGCUGACGUAUGUUGGUAGAGAAUUGAAACCAAGGAGAAGGCCAAGAGUUCCUCGCUGGAUUGUAUCUAAUCUUCUUAUUAUUACAACAGUUUGGCAGGUUCUUGGAGUAGUUGCCCUUACUCUAUUACACCUUUUAACACAACAUAAGAGAAAAGAAAAGUCAACCUUUAUCUGGACUGUUGCUAUUUUGGUUGUGGUUCAAGCAUUUAAUCUUUUCUUAGUGUUUAUAACCUCAGUAAAGCUCACCAAGCAGUUCAUGCAUCAUACAUUGACAAAGUCAUUUCUGGGGCAGUCAUUUCUUUCAUUGACACUCUUGUUUGCUGGUCUGUACACACUGGUCUACAACAUUGAGCAUGAUUCAUUUGAUGGACCUCAUUCCUCUAAUGACAUCUCUUCUUCAAGCUUGGUGUUUGCAAACAUGCUAUAUUUCUCUAUAUCGACAGCUACACUCUGUGGUGCUGGCCAUAUUGUUCCUGCAACAUGGUAUGCACAACUUUUAUCAAGUAUACAGAUGUUGAUGAGUUACGUGUAUUUUGCAUCAGUACUCUCGAUUGUGGUUCAUCCGCCCAAGAAUAUCAACUUCAAAGUACAAAAGAGCAAAGUUCAUCCUUUUAAAACAUAUGGGACAGUACGAAGUGUAUGACACUAAACAAUGCAAGCACAAGAGUUAUUGAAAAAUACAACUAAAUAUAUGGCCAAGCACUUCAGAAGAAAUAAAAAAAAGAAGUAACAUUUAUAAUGGGAAGUUUGUACUGUAUAGUGCACUGAAAAGAUUAGGCUAAAAAAGAUAGAAUUUUUAGCAAAUAGAAACUGACAUUAAUAAAAUGAAAUGAUAUUAAUAAACACAAUAUUUUUAUACAUAAACAUUGCAGUUACAGCCGUAAAUUAGGCGCGCAGUUGGUUGAGCUGUAAGUCCGAGAAGGAAGUUUUUGUGCGCAAUACCUCCACAAAACAUUUGAUAUUGUGUGUUUUCAGAAUGUCUGUAAUUGCAGUAAAUUAAUGAAUUACAGCAGUGAUGCGUUUUCGUACCGUUUUUAUAUUGUUCGUCCUCAAGAAAAACAGCCUCCAAAACGUACUGUAUUAGUACGUUUCUCAAUGUACGUACGUCAUA
Messenger RNA from Exaiptasia diaphana, 1622 nucleotides. RefSeq lists its product as uncharacterized. Lineage: Eukaryota; Metazoa; Cnidaria; Anthozoa; Actiniaria; Aiptasiidae. The transcript has 8 exons. The coding region runs from base 234 to 1154 and encodes 306 amino acids. The record is from RefSeq and is a predicted model, not a curated record.